AUGGUGCGCCACAAGAAGGACAACUUUUCAUCGCGGGGCAAGCACAUCCAUCGAGGACCGCCGCGGGGCUCUGCUCGACGACUCGAGGCUGCCGACGGCAGCGACAACCACCACAACGACGGCGAUGAGGGCCAGCCCCAAAAUUUCGCGCGGCCCGUCUUCAAGGCAGCCUGCUGGGACUUGGGCCACUGCGACCCUAAGCGCUGCUCGGGCAAGAAGCUGAUGAAGCUGGGACUGAUGCGCGAGCUGCACCUCGGCCAGCGCCACUCGGGCGUCAUCAUCACUCCCAAUGGCAAGACGGUCGUGUCGCCCGCAGACCGGCCCCUGCUCGAGCAGUUCGGCGCCGCCGUUGUCGAGUGCUCGUGGGCCCGCACCAAGGAGGUCCAGUGGGGUAAGGUCGGCGGCAAGUGCGAGCGCCUGCUGCCCUACCUCGUCGCCGCCAACUCGGUCAACUACGGCAAGCCCUUCCGCCUAAACUGCGUCGAGGCCCUGGCUGCUGCCUUCGCCAUCUGCGGCCACCUCGACUGGGCCCGCGACGUGCUAGCUCCCUUCUCGUACGGCUCCGCCUUUCUCGAGAUCAACUCGACGCUGCUGAGAAAAUACGCCGCCUGCGAGGACGCAGCCGCCGUCAAGAGGGCCGAGACGGAUUGGAUGGAGCGCCUGGAGAAGGAAUAUGCCGAUAGCCGAGACGAUGGCGGUGAUCCGUCAGCUGAUCUCUGGGAGGGCGGCAACGUCAAUCACCGACGGGUGAUGGACUCCGACGAUGACGAAGACGACGAAGAUGACGACAAAGAUUCGCAAGACGGCAGCGAUGGUGAGGACGGCAGCGUAGACCGAAUCUAUCUCGGGAGCAAGCCGCCGCCGCUCCAACCGGGCCUAAAAGACAAAGACCCCUUCGCGAUAUCGGACGACGACGACGAAGAAGAGGACGACGCGGCAGAAAUGGAGGCGAUCCGCCGUAAAAUCCUCGCGUCGAAGCCGUUCGCAAGAGACCCUGGGGACGAGGCCGACGGGAAGAAGACGAUCAAAGCGCCCGAGGCCAUCCCGCGCCUUGCACCACCACCGCCGUACCACCAGCAACAGCAGCAGCAGUUCAAGCCCGACUCGGACGCCGAGCCCGACUCGGACAACGGCUCGGACAACGACGGGAUUGGCGACGACGAGUUCGACAACAUCAUCAACGCGACGCCCGUCACGGACAGGAUAGGGCUCGCCAAGCUCGAGAAGGAGCGCGCACUGCACACCACGACCACCCGCACGUUUUCGUCGGCCACGAUAUCUGCGCCGAAGAGGCGGUGA
This is a messenger RNA of Lasiosphaeria miniovina, 1299 nucleotides long. RefSeq lists its product as uncharacterized. The record is from RefSeq and is a predicted model, not a curated record. Gene Ontology annotation, biological process: maturation of SSU-rRNA. NCBI's taxonomy places the organism in Eukaryota, Fungi, Ascomycota, Sordariomycetes, Sordariales, Lasiosphaeriaceae. The transcript has a single exon. Gene Ontology annotation, molecular function: rRNA small subunit aminocarboxypropyltransferase activity. The coding region runs from base 1 to 1299 and encodes 432 amino acids.